GCAGACGGGUCACCCCUCUUCCCCAUCGCCCCAUCUCUUGCACACUGUGGCGGCGAUCUAGAUCCAGCGGGACGCCGUUGACUUGCGCAGCCCGUUCCCGGUACUCCGCCUCGCAAGUCGUCUGGAUCCGCCUCCCGGGCACCCCCGACGUUGCUUUCCACAUCAACCCAGCAGCCGCUGCCAAGGUCCACUCCCCCAGGGCACCACCUCGCCUUCAUCGCGCCGGACUACGGCGGGUUUGUAGCCGGCCGGAAGACCCAUAGCACGGACGUGCCCAAGUGGAUGCAGCCUGACGGCCACAUGUGCCAGGUCUUCUUCCUCGACCCCGACGAUUGAAGCUCGUCGACUAGUAGUACUAAGUUUGUUCUCCGCUAUUUUGUUGCUGCAUCUUGAACUGAAAUGGAGGGAAGUAGUGAGACAUCGCCUUUAGGAGAGCCCAUAAUUGCAAAAUUUGUACCAACACUAUCAGCCGUGGAAUCGGUCAAUAGUUUUCAAAAUCAAGAUUUUAGCGAUGCUACCUCGUUUGCAGAGAUUAAUUCUCCGAUGCUUCUCAUUGAUGAUGCGAGUACACCGAAAAAGAAACAAGCUUGCUCUCAAGAGGGUUCUUUGUAUAAACCCCAGUGUGACGAGGAAUUGAAGCCAAAAGUGGGUAUGCUAUUUGAUGACAUUGGCUCGGUAAUGGAAUUUUAUAGGAUGUAUGCACACCAUGUCGGAUUUGGUGUACGUCUUGGGCAGCAAAAGAUCGUAGAUAAUGUGCUUCAAUGGAAGCGCUUCUUGUGUGCAAAAGAAGGUUUUCGGCCCGAGAAAGGUAUGUUUGUUGUUGAUCCUUCAAAGAAAAGGAGAAAGGUGAAAUUGACUAGAUGUGGAUGUCAAGCUUUUAUCUAUGUCACUCGGGAAAGUGAUGGAAAAUAUAGGAUAGCUUCACUCACUGAAUAUCACAAUCACCCUUUUGUGCCACCUAGCCACCAACACUUGAUCAGGUCUAAUCGUCAAAUUAGUGAGAGGGUGAAGACAACACUCCAUGAUUGCCAGAAAGCUAGCAUCGGAACUUCCUUAGCAUAUAGGUUUCUUCAUGUUGGCGCAGGGGUUUUUGAGCAUGUUGGUUGCACCCAGAAGGACCUACAGAAUCAAUAUGGUGUAUUGAAAAAUUAAAUAAAAAAUUGUGACACUCAAAUGCUAGUGGACCAAUUUGGUAGAUUGAAGGUUCUCAAUCCUGCUUUUUUCUUUGACUAUGAAGUUGAUGAGGUUGGUACAUUAGUCCGUAUGUUCUGGACGGAUGCAACAAGUAGGAAAAACUAUGGUCACUUCAAUGACGUGGUAUCUUUUGAUUCAACAUGCAGCACUAACCAAUAUGAAUACAUCUUUGCGCCAUUCACUGGAGUAAACCAUCAUAUGCAAAGUGUAUUUUUUGGGGCUGGGUUUCUACUUCAUGAGACAGCAGACUCCUAUAUUUGGUUGUUCAGGGCGUUUCUUAGAGCAAUGAGUGGGAUUGCCCCAAGAUUGAUCAUAACUGACGAAUGUAGUAAGAUGAGGAAUGCAAUUAAACAAACUCUGCCGAACACCGCACAUCGAUUGUGUAUGUGGCACAUUAUGGAGAAGGUUCCUGGGAAGGUACGUCCUGAAUUGAGAAAUGACCUUGUAUUCUAUGAUAGGCUAAAACAUUGUGUGUGGAAUUCUGAAACCCCUGCUGAAUUUGAGGAGAGAUGGGAGUCUUUCAUCAUAGAGUUUAAGUUGGAGGACCAUGUGUGGUUCGCAAAAAAGUAUGAGCUUCGUGCGGCAUGGAUACCGGCUUACUUUAUGGAAAUUCCCUUAGCUGGUCUCCUCAGGACAACUUCUAUUUCAGAGAGCGCAAACUCGUUUUUCAAGCGUUUCAUCUAUCACAAGCUUACCUUUGUUGAGUUUUGGCUAAGGUUUGACACUGCUUUGAAAUGUCAGAGGCAGAAUGAGUUAAUUGCUGAUAACACAAGUGGAUACACAACAAGUGAGUUGGUGACACCAUGGGAAAUAGAGAGACAGGGCAGGGCGGUAUUCACCCAUGAGAUUUUUGAAUUAUUUCAGGCUCAGGUGCUUGCUGCCAGAGAUGAUUGUGAUGUUCAGAACACAGAAAUUCGUGAGGGGAUUAAAAUCAUGUUUGUGAGUGAUCAAUACAAGAAGAUUAGAGAAGUGUCUUAUGACACAACAUCUAUGACUGCUAAAUGUUCUUGCAAGCUUUUUGAGUCCACUGGAAUUGUGUGCCGCCAUAUUAUCCGAGUGUUGAGGGGUGCGAAAAUAAAUGAAUUGCCAAGACUUUAUGUUCUUAAGCGGUGGGAGAGAAAUUGCAAAAGGGACAUUCUCUUCGAUGGGGAAGGAAACAUGCUUGAAGAGAAUUUAAUUGACCCAGUUGACAUUGCUAUGAAAAGGAAGGUAGCUCUCGUCAGGAACAAGCUAGAAGAUCUCAUGCCGAAUUCCAAAUGUUCAAUGGAAGGAAUUGAAUUCUUUCACACUAGUUUGUGCAAUGCCGAGUUGGAUUUAGCCCAGCUCGUACCGGCUGUAGCAUGCAACACACAUGAAAAUGAGGAAUCAUUUAUUGGGAGCAUCAUUCCAAAGCACGUUACCAUCCACACACCUACUGAUAUCAAUGCAAGGGGCACUUGCUCUAGAAUAAAGGGACACAGGGAUGGUGUGAGGAGUGGGUCGAGCGAGAAGAAAAGAAGACCUGGAAUUCAUCAAAAAGUCGCAUGCAAAUGCGGCAUUUGUAAGGAACUGGUGUUCCAUGAUGCAAGGACAUGCUCUAAGAAACAAAUGACACAAUAGUAGAGAUGCAUGAUGCUCUGACAACAGGAAAUAACAGGACUACAGAUGGAUAGAAGAAGCUUUUAUCAAAGUCUACCCUUUCUAACAAUUGAGAGAAGUUCUAUGCAAGAUAAAUAUAACUCUCUAUUCUUGAUCAUGCAUCUGUACUUGUCUGUGCUCAACUGAAUCGUGUUUGCUUGGUGUGGUCUCUCCCAGAAAAGAAGCUUGAUGAGCAAGUAGUAGAACUGGAGGGAAAUGCUACAGCUUUUCUGUUAUGUACCGUCAAGAUAGUAGAUCUUAUCGUUUUAAAUAGCAAUGCCUGUUGAGUGAUGAUCAUAUUAGUCCUUAAUACUUUGGUCUUGCUGGCCAUGUACUAAAAAUAGUGCUACCAUGUCUCAUCAAGAUAUGUAUGCUUGUGAUAUGCUCAAUCUGGGAUUGUCCAGUCUGAUGUUUAGUUAUGCUUCCAAGGGUGGCUUAAUUUGAUCCAUGUGCUCACAUAUUGUAAUACAUAUUGUCAUAUUUUGCACUGACAAUUGUAUUCAGCUUCUUUUUGCAUAA
Molecule: messenger RNA, 3330 nt
Organism: Aegilops tauschii subsp. strangulata
Lineage: Eukaryota; Viridiplantae; Streptophyta; Magnoliopsida; Poales; Poaceae
Product: protein FAR-RED IMPAIRED RESPONSE 1
Molecular function (GO): zinc ion binding
Source: RefSeq, a predicted model, not a curated record